Messenger RNA from Malus domestica (apple), 1148 nucleotides. RefSeq lists its product as uncharacterized. Gene Ontology annotation, cellular component: mitochondrion. The record is from RefSeq and is a predicted model, not a curated record. NCBI's taxonomy places the organism in Eukaryota, Viridiplantae, Streptophyta, Magnoliopsida, Rosales, Rosaceae.
CGUGCCACCUGACUGAGCGGGAAGUGAGAAUCUGGCGGUGGCGAUCAGUACCACCGUCCGCGUUGCCUCCCACCUUUCCGUUUGGCUGCCCAGAAAAAAAACAGUAACUUUAACUGUAUUCAGCCGUUCUCUCCUCCAAGGAGACAGGAAGAACUCUAAUUUUCUCGGAAACCAAACGCCUCAGUGUCAUAGAAGGUCCUCUUUGGGUGGUUCGUGUGAAGAUCAUACUAUUUGAUAAAUGGGAGCUCCGGAGGAAUCCGAAGACACUGUCUCAAACCAUUCUCCGAAACUAGCAGGAACUGUCAACUGGGGCACGGCAACUGUCAUCGGAGUGUUUGCAGGUUUGUUCUAUGGUGGUAGCAAGGAAGCAGCUGCAUCAGUUAGCAAAGAUGCAGAAGUAAUGUUGAAGCUAGGGAGCACGCCAGACAAGCGUGAACAAUAUCGUCUCAUGAGAGAUGCAAUGGAGAAAAGGUUCAUUCGUGUCACUCGGGGCUCAAUAGUUGGUGGAGUGCGCCUUGGAUUGUUUACUGCUACUUUUUGUGGUAUACAGAAUCUGCUUGCUGAGAAAAGGGGCAAGCAUGAUGUUUUCAAUGUUGUUGGAGCCGGUUCAGCCACUGCUGCUACAUUUGCUCUAAUAAUGCCUGGAUCAUUGGCUUGGCGAGCAAGAAACGUGAUGCUAGGUGCUACCCUAGGAGCAGUGUUAGGUUUUCCACUAGGGUGGGCACAUUUGAAGCUGGUAGAGAAGGCAAAUGAAGGGAAUCUAGCUGCACAUCCUCAUUCAGAUCAAAGAGAAGCAACGAGUGGUGUUGGUGCUGCAAUUGAGAGGCUGGAAGAAACCUUGAAUAAGUAGAACAUAAAUUUCUGUAAGGCAAGACCUCCCCGUUGUCCGGCGCAAAAUGAGAAGGAUGAAAAAUUCGAGAAAAACUAGUAAGGUGAGCUAAGAACUAUGCAGUAUUCGUUGUUGCGUUUAUUGAGAAAUAACAACACUUGGUGAAUCUUUUGAAGGUGUUUUCGGUAUAAAUGUUACAAUUUCUAGAGCAGAACAUUUUUUUUCUUCGUUAGGAAAACGCACAUCAUAAUUAUCUUAGAAUCCGUAAUGAUAUCAUAAUUGUGAACGUAAUCAUGGAUUUGAAUCGUCGACUUAUGUU